AAAGACACCUACAACUUUAAUAAAUCUAGCUUUAUAAUAGGUGUUAUAUCUACUAGUGCUGUUGUCACAGGCUCUGAGUGUUAAGGGAGACUAAAGACAGUGCAGCAGGGCAACUAAGAGUGGACUAGCAUUAUCUAAGGCAUCUGCGUAAAGGGCUAGUCUAUCCCACCCUUUAUUAUCCUCUCUAAGUUAAGUAGUUAAAGCACUUUAAUAAGCACACAAAGGCGCGCACUGUUAGUAGCUACUAACUGCUUGUUCUAGACGGCCAUAAGAGCCAUAACUUAGUUAAAUUCUACUAGUACUGUGAGGAGCACAAGAUUAUCACUCUGUGUAUGCCCCUACACUCAUCCUAUCUGCUACAGCCGCUUAACGUGGGUUGUUUCUCCCUAUUAAAGAAGGCCUAUGGCCGCCAAGCCGAGCAGCUGAUGCAGAGCAAGAUCACUCGCAUCACCAAACUUGAGUUCUUGCUGUGCUUUAAAGCUGCUUUUGAUGCUUCAAUUACCAAGAGCAACAUCUAGGGAGGAUUCAGAGGCGCUGGCCUAGUCCUAUUUAACCUAGAGGCUGUGAUAUUGAAGCUUAAAGUACAGCUACACACA
Messenger RNA from Didymella exigua CBS 183.55, 596 nucleotides. RefSeq lists its product as uncharacterized. Gene Ontology annotation, molecular function: nucleic acid binding. Bases 333 to 518 code for a protein of 61 amino acids. The transcript is spliced from 2 exons. NCBI's taxonomy places the organism in Eukaryota, Fungi, Ascomycota, Dothideomycetes, Pleosporales, Didymellaceae. The record is from RefSeq and is a predicted model, not a curated record.